AUGAGUUAAAGCACUAGAACCAGGUAUUAAUACAAUUAAUGAAAACAUAGAGCCAAUAGUCAAUAGAGUUAGAUUUCUAGAAAAAGCAUUAGAAAAUAUAGUUCUGAUUACUAUGAGUCAGAUGCAUCUGAUUCAGAACCUAUGAUGAAGAAGAGAAUUGUAAAAAUAUGGACACCAGAGGAAGAUGAAAUGCUUUAGAAUUUUUAUGAUAAAUUUAAUGGAAAUUGGACAUAAGUAGCUUAAGCUAUACCAGGAAGAAAUCAAUCUUAGUGUUCAUAAAGAUGGAAAAGAAUAAAUCCGAAUAGAGUAUCUUAAGAAUUGUAUAAAGAUUAAAAUAAGAAAACCAUGGACGGAAGAAGAGGAUAGGCAGGUUUUACGUUUGAUUUAAAAGUUUGGGAAAAAUUGGAAGAGAAUUGAAAACGAAAUGAAUGGGAGAACAGGGAAACAGAUNUCACUAGUCCCUAUAAAUCUAUAAUGA
This is a messenger RNA of Paramecium primaurelia, 478 nucleotides long. The record is from the annotation of a GenBank genome assembly. Lineage: Eukaryota; Ciliophora; Oligohymenophorea; Peniculida; Parameciidae.